Molecule: messenger RNA, 636 nt
Organism: Recurvomyces mirabilis
Lineage: Eukaryota; Fungi; Ascomycota; Dothideomycetes; Mycosphaerellales; Teratosphaeriaceae
Exons: 2
Coding region: 1-636 (211 amino acids)
Molecular function (GO): acyltransferase activity, transferring groups other than amino-acyl groups
Source: RefSeq, a predicted model, not a curated record
AUGGCUGACCCUUCCUGCUCGGCUCGUCUGAUCUACCGCGCGAUAGAGCCAGACGAAGAUGAAGAUUUCUUCCUGGCCAUCCAACAAGACCAACUCGGCUAUCGCAAUAGCAAUCUCUCGAUCAGCAUACCGCAAGGGAGAGCAUCGGCCAAAGGCUACAUCAAGCGGGUGACGGAAAACUCCAUGCUCGGUGUAGUGAUCUGUCUCGCAGCAGCAGAAACCGUGGACGACGAGACUAGAGCAAACUCCGCUACCCCUGCCAAGCCGACUCCUAUUGGGUGUAUCCAUCUAGACGGCUGUCGACCUAACAUAGCUCACCAUCGCUUUUCCGACAUUGGUAUUCACAUCUUGCCCGCCUACCAAGGUAAAGGGUAUGGUAGUGAGGCUAUUGAGUGGAUUCUGGAAUGGGCCUUUGUAACAGCUGGACUGCAUCGGGUCAGUAUCCAGGCUUUCGAGUACAACAACGGAGCGAUGAGGCUCUACCAACGUUUGGGUUUUAAGUUCGAAGGGGCUCAUAAGGAGAUGGUCUGGGCUCAAGGGCGGUGGUGGGAUGAUAUUCAUUAUGGCAUGCUAGAGAAUGACUGGCGAGAGCUGCAUGCGCAGAAGAAAAGCAGUGAGACGAAUGUGCCGGCAUGA